UUAUUGCUAGUUUAGUCGUUUUUAAUGAUUUUAUGGGACGAUCAUGUAUGGGUCGAGACCACUUACUGGAUGGAUAAAUUUAACUAUGGGCCUGACUGGUUCAAACGCAGCGGUUGCAGUUGUGAGAGUUUGUGGAUGUGGACGGUUGCAGUUUCUAGCAGUUUUAAGAGAUUUGUACGACUGGUACUGCGGUUAAAAAUUGGUGCGUUUGCGGGUGACUUAUGACUGGUUAACUACCAAAUACGGUAACAGUCAAAUAAUAAAUUAACAAUAUUUACAUUUAAUAUAAUUAUAAAAUAUCAAAAAUUAUAAAAUUAUAAUAAAUAUAAAAUUUAUAUUUAGAAAGUUAUAAUUUUAAUUUUUGAAAAUUUAUUGAAAUUGUUUUUAUUAUAAAAUUUUAUAAUAUUAAUUAAAAUAUAAUAGAUAUAUUUUAAUAUUUUCAUAAUUUCAAUUUUAAAUUUUUUAUUAAAUAUUUUUACUUUUGUAUAUAUAUUGUUUUAAAAAAAGAGACAAUGUGUGGAAUAUCCUCAAUUAAGGUCUAAAUUUGCUGAAUGCCCAUAAUUAUGGAUAACCCAAAAAUGAGUAAUUUUUUAACACUGUGCGGACAAAAAUGCCCUUAUGCUUUGUCGAAAACAAGUAACUCUAGAUCUAUCAGCUAAAUAUUUACAUAGCAGGUAACAAUCUACAUACCAACUAACAUAUUCGCUAAUAAUUUCAGUAUCAUCUAACAAUCUAUGUAUCAAACAAAUGUAUCGACUAACAAAUCAUAUAUCAGUUAAUGAAACUAUUAACAAUUAAUUAGUUAUCUCUAAAUCUAUUUGUAACAGCUAACACUUCAUGUAUCGAUUAAGAAUCCAUUAAAAUCUAAAUAAUAGCAGGUAAGUAAUAAAAUACCUACUAACGUAUAUAUUAUCUAAAAGUUGAUUGUGAUUCGAAAUUGGAAACAUUGGAAUUGGGGUGAGAUAAUAAGAUUAACAUUAUGGGUGUCAAAAGAUUCAGAAUAAAAAAAUAAAGAUUUGUGUUGAAUCAGAAGAUGAUUUGAAGAAUUUAUACGAGACAUAAAGAGAUUAGAACACAUAAAAGGGAGAAGAGAGAGAGAUAUAGAUAAGGAUAUUAUAGUCACUAAAAAUAUUAAAAAGAAACAAGGUUAUAUGACAAAUUACAUGGGUUUUUGGGUGCAUCUACGCCAAUUACUCUUAAAAAAAAGAAUUUUUUUUUACUCUCCCGUAACCGCCCGCAACCGCAAACGCUAGCUGGAACCGGCUUUUGGAUUUAUGAGAUUCAGAGCGGUUUAAAACGGUUUAGAGCGAUUUGAGUGAAUGUUGCAAACCGCCGACAACCGCUACCAAUCGCAAAAGUUGUGUUUGCGGAUGGUAGCGGGAAAACCAAUCGCCCUCUAUGACGGUUCAUUUACUAACUGUAAAAUGAUCUCGAGCUUUGGUUGGCUUAUUUGGGAUUAAAAGAGGAAUAUAUUUAGGAAUAGGAUCAUGUCAAGCAGAGAACAUAACACCAACAUGGAGUUGAAGCCUAAUGUUGGCAUUCAAAACUGAUUACUUAAUCUUAAAAUCUAAAGAUAAAUCUAAAGAAUGUGGUAUAUUUUACUCAGCUUUAUAAAAAGGUAACCUGUUUUGUAGUUUAGAGUUUUUAAAAUAUAUAUUUUCCUCACUAUCCUUUAUUUUAUUUUACAUUAGUGAUGUGAUACGGAGCAAUCCAUAACAGCUCCACAUCGUAAUUGAUAAGAAAAUUGUAAUAAACAAUUCGAAAAUAACAUCCUAAACUAGUGAUUCAAAUAUUUUAACUAUUGAUGUGCUUAAAGAAUGGAUAGAUGUUUGGGGGUAGCCAGUAACGCUCCAGCUGUCCAAAGUAAAGUUGUAAACAUACAUGCACGUACGUAGGCUUUGAGCCAAAUAGUUAAUUAAUUAUGGUACAUGUUUGUAAAUUGAUUCAACGGAUCUGCCUAAGAUUUACUAGUUCAGUUUGGAAAGGUUAGAUGCUAACUUAAGCCUUAUGAUCUCUUCUUUGUUAUUUUAAUCGAUCUUCUUGGUUAAAACAAGAAAAAAGCGGAAAAGGUUACCGGAGCGGCGUCAACGGUAAGAGGGGGAGGUGAGUUAAGGAAGCUGAUCUCCGAUGCUUAAGCCGUAAUUCUUUCCGUGUAAACAACUUGGUUAAUAUAUAUAUAAAAUGGUCAAUCUUGUCUAGUUUUUAUUUGGAAUCUUGCUUGCUUACUUGUUUCUUCAUAUUGAUAAAGUCAAAUUCAAUAGUCAGGCAAUAUCUUUAUAUUUCGUCCAUGCAGAAAUCUUAGAUUUGAUUCUGUUUAUAUCCAAAUUUUUAUUUUUAUUUUAUUGCAUGCCAAUGGAUUUUUUUUCUUAUAUAUCACGAUUUUUUUUUGUUGUAAAAUAUAGAACCAAAUUAGAUAAUAACUUUUUGGGGUGAAAUUCAUAGUAUAACUAUGAUCAUUUGCAGAGAAUACAUUCGGUGGUUUCAGGAUGGUUCCUCAGCCUCCUAAGUCGCGUAUGUAACUUGAGAUUCAAGAUUCCUUUUUUAUUCCUUCAACAUUCAAAUAUGGUUCCUGUAUAGAGUAAAAAGUCUUAUUGAUUCCUUCAAAUCUAAUUCUGUUUUUUAAUAAAGAAAGUAUUAUCAAAAUUCCCCUAUAAAUACAUAGGUUUAGGAGCAUCCUAAAUAUCACAAACAAUUCACCCUAAAUCAAAACCAGGAAACACAAACACUCCUACAUAUCAAUCAUGAUGAACAACAACAACAACAAGAACAAUCUGAAGAUGAGUUCGGCGCAAGAAAGUGGUAAUGGUACUACUAACAUCGUUAUUACAGAGACGAGGAAUAAUAAGAAGGUAGAGAGAAAGGCAUCCAUGGACGUGGACAAGUGCGCGGAAGCUUUCAUCACAAACUUCAGAAAGCAGCUUCUUCUCCAGCGUCUCGAAUCCAUCGAAAACAUGCUCUCCCGUGGCCUAUAAUAUUAUUUAUCAAUACACACUUCUAUGUAUGUAUUACUACGUAUGUAUUAUUUCUUUCUUUUAUAUAUAUGCGCUAGCUGACUCCGAACGUCUAGUAUGCAUAUUGUUACUAGUUGGUAAAAAAUAUUGUAUGUCAUUUAUUAUUUUACUUGUCUGGUGUGAAUUCGGGUAAAUAACUCGAUAAAUCUAAAGCCAAGAGAACAUUCCAAAUUGAGGCGAAUAACUUCUGAAUAUGAUUCUCUUAUUAGAUUUGUGAAACACUCCAUACGACCCCAAUUAAAAGCCCUCUAUAACCUAAAAGUUCGAUACUAGGACAAAUAGCUAUACUGUAAUAUUUUGUUUUCUUAAUUAGAUGUACUGUACCUUUCGGCA
Molecule: messenger RNA, 3344 nt
Organism: Brassica rapa (field mustard)
Lineage: Eukaryota; Viridiplantae; Streptophyta; Magnoliopsida; Brassicales; Brassicaceae
Source: RefSeq, a predicted model, not a curated record